Molecule: messenger RNA, 1263 nt
Organism: Caenorhabditis remanei
Lineage: Eukaryota; Metazoa; Nematoda; Chromadorea; Rhabditida; Rhabditidae
Exons: 4
Coding region: 1-1263 (420 amino acids)
Source: RefSeq, a predicted model, not a curated record
AUGGACCAUCGUUUUGGUCUGACGUUCGAUCAAUGUUGGGAUUUGAGGGCUGCCUCAUUGAGGAAAGAGGUAAAUCCGGAUGACCUAUACCGAAUCGUGCUUCAAAAACCACUGCUCCAUAAGAUUGGAAUCUUCGAGGAGGGUGAGCGGAACGAUCCGGAAGGAUUUGACAAUAGUGACGGAGAACUGAGUAGCGAUGAGGAUUUUGAUGUGGAGCAAGAUUUGAGGAAUUCUCCAGCUGAGGAUUUGGAUUCUGAUCGAGAUGAAGACUCAGAUGAGGACUCAGAUGAGGACUCAGAUGAGGACUCAGAUGAGGACUCAGAUGAAGACUCAGAUGAGGACUCUAAUGAGGACUCUAAUGAGGACUCAGAUGAUAACGCGAAUGAAAAUGGCUCUCAGAAUAUGGAUAACGAAGGACAAAAAAUUGAAGCUGAGAAUAUAUUGAUUGGAGCUCAACAUGAUUCUGGAAUGAGACAAGAAGAGAAUCCACGUAACUAUCUGAACAUAGAGCAAGGAUCUUCGGGAACUCCCAAUGUCCAAAAGCACUCUAUGAAAGGAAUCCCACGUGAUUCGGGUUUGGCGAGAAAACGAGAGAUAUCGCUUGAGCGUCGGCGACAAAUUCAAAGUGACUCGGAUGAUGAUGAAACAUCAGUAAAGACUGUCGAAGAAUUGUCAUUUGAUGAUCCUACUGCAAGUAAUACUGCUCAACAAGUCUCUGCAACUGAAAACAUCGGUGUUUCGUUCGACAGUGCAUCAUCAAUAAAUACCACUGGAAAUGCAAUCUCGACACCAAAUCAGCCAACUCAUGAAGAAACUGGUCAUGGACAAGACCGUCAUCCUCGCAAUAUUCUGGCCACCGAGUCUGGAUCAUCUGGAAGCACCGGUGCCAACAAGCAAUUAGAUGAAUCACCAGCGGAACGAAAAGCUCGCUUUGUCAAAAUGCGCGAGGCUUAUCUUAAACGCCAACGACAAUACGAUAGUGAUUCGGACGAUGAUGAGCCAACAGCCAAAAUAUCCAAGCAAGUCGUUGGAUUGGAUGAUUCGACAGCUAGCAGUGAUACUCAGAAAGCUACUCAAAACAACGAGAUACCACAAGGAUCGUCGCACAGUGCAAUCGGUCGUGAAGACCAACAAGAGAAUGGAAAUAGUUUCGCUGAGCAAGAACUCAGUGAAAUGGCUGACGAGCCAGCAGGUUCGCCACAAACCAGCCAAUCAAGUGACGACGGAAAAGACUUCGGAAUAAAGUCGAAGAACAACGAGUGA